UUGAAUUUAGGUGUAUGCGUUGACGAAGGUGAAAUAUACUUCUUGAAUCGCUACGAAGCCAGACGAAGAAGGUCGGCUUCACGAUCAUCAAAACGCGCAGGUGCACGAGGUUUAGCCUUAGACUGCGGGAACAGCUGCUAUUUUAGGUUGCAUCGUAACUCAAGCAAAGAAAAUGAUCCUGAAUUACGGAUUCAUCUGUUUCGGUGGCGACAAUUUCCCAUGGUUUAUACUCCCGGUGAUUCAUUUAGGCUUCUACGAAAGUAUAUUAGUAGAGAGAUUCGUCCGGUAGUACAGUAUGUUGAUUCAAAUAAAACAAUGCGUACCCGUUUGUCGCGUGUUGCGCCAAGUUGCAUCUACAGUGCACAUGUUAAGGGAACUACGGAAUCAUCAAUUGUCAAUUUAUGCGAUAAUCAUGGCGGCCUGUUUGGUACACUGGUGCUUCCGGAUGGUACCUACAUUAUUGAGCCAGUGGCUAGCCGUACAGUACGUGGCGAACAGUCUACACGGAAAGCUCAUCUUGUAUACAAAGCCCGAUCUCUUUCGUUUCAAAACUAUGAUUAUUCUACACCAAAAUCAUCUGGAGAAGUGUUCGAUGGAACUAUAUUGCCUACAGACGUGAACAUGAGUGUCACACCAGUUAUCUUAUCAAAUGAUACAUUAUCUUCAUCGUUGUCGUCAUUGUCAUUAUCUUCAAAAAAUACAUUUGAUAUUAACGUUUUUCUGCUUGUUCAACAAGAUUUUUCAAAUUAUUUGACCAUUUUUGCAGUACGAAGUAAUCGAUCUCGAAGAUCUGCAAACUCAUGGGAUUACUACGUUGAAGUGCUUGCAGUGGCUGAUUAUAGCAUGUUUUUGUAUCAUCAGAACAAUCUCGAAAAUUAUCUUCUUACACUAUUCUCAACGGUAAUAGAAAAGGAAGCAGCUUCGAUAUAUCGUCAUCCAAGUCUCAAUGCUGCCAUCAAUAUUGUUCUGGUGAAAAUUACUGUUUUAAAACAAAGAAUGCCCGAAUUUGAGGGUGAAGUUGCUCGAGAUAUUCUAUCUGCUUUCUGCAGAUGGCAGAAGCACAUCAACGAUCCAAAUGAAGAUUCUCUGAACCAUCAUGAUGUUGCUCUUUUUCUGACGCGAAAUGAUUUAUGCAGAGGUGCCGGACAAUGCGAUACUCUUGGACUAGCGGAACUGGGGAUGAUGUGCGAACCGGAAAAAAGCUGUGCAAUAAUUGAAGAUAAUGGACUUUCAACUGGUUUUACCAUAACUCAUGAACUUGGCCAUAUAUUUAAUUUGCCACACGAUCAGGAUGAACCAUGUAGUCAGUACACUUUGAACCAGCCAAGUAAUUUUCAUAUAAUGGCGAAAACUGUGCGAUACGAUACACAUCCAUGGUCGUGGAGCCUCUGUAGCUCAGCAGUUCUGGCGAAAUUCUUAGACCUAAAGCGUUAUCGAACGCAAUGCCUCCUAGACCCUCCUAUUGAAAAGCGGUAUCACGAGCGAGUGCUUGACAUGCCGCCGCCAGGUGCAAUGUUUUCUGCCGACCAGCAGUGCAAAUUCUUAUUUGGUUCACAUGCCAGGCAUUGCACGCUGGAAGCGGCUUUAAUGGAGAAUGAAACUUGCACACGGCUGUGGUGUGAAGGUUAUUUCGUAACUGGUAGAGGUGUUAUCACAAACGGUUGCCGUACACAUUAUUUACCGUGGGCCGAUGGAACGCCUUGUGGUCCCAACAAGUGGUGUAAUCAGGGAAAGUGUGUGGGACUUUCGUUUCACAACACGAUGAGACAAGAUGGUGGAUGGGGUGAAUGGGGACAGUGGGGAGACUGCUCACGAACUUGUGGUGGAGGUGUUCAGCAGGCGAUUAGGAAGUGCGAUAGUCCUCGUCCGAGCGGUGGCGGUAAGUAUUGCAUAGGACAGCGAGAGCGCUACCGUUCGUGUAACAUUUUGGACUGCCCUCUGGACACUCCAGGAUUCCGAGAAGUUCAGUGUUCUUCGUUUGAUUAUAAAAAUACUGGUAUUCACGGUGUGUCUCGUAACGCUAGAUGGAUUCCCAGAUACGACGGAGUCAGCUUAAAUGAACGUUGCAAGCUAUAUUGUCAUGAACAUGGAAAAUCUGCUUUUUAUCUUCUGAACGCCAAGGUUAUCGAUGGAACUCCAUGCGAUAGAAAUACCGAUGACAUCUGUAUUGAUGGAACUUGUCAUAAAGCAGGUUGUGAUCACCGGCUUGGAUCUGAUGUUCGUCGAGACAGAUGUGGCAUUUGUGGAGGGGACAAUUCGUCUUGUCGUUUGGUUACUGGCACUUACAACCAACGUGGACAUUACGGUUAUACUGAGGUUGUGAAAAUCCCUGCAGGUUCAUCUGCUAUAGAAAUCACGCAGAGGUCUUAUAAAAACAGAAAGGAAGAUGAUAAUUACUUGGCUUUGCGAAACGGCAACAAUGAAUUCAUAUUGAACGGUAACUACCAAGUUUCUGUCUACCCAGUGCAAGUGACAGUUCAAAAGGCAGUUUUGUGGUACUCGGGCAGUGACAAUAUAAUUGAAAGAAUUAAUGGCAGUGGUCCAAUUCGCACGGAUUUAUACCUUCAUGUGCUUUCGGUCGGUAGGCUUUACCCUCCAGAUAUCCAUUAUCAGUAUAUGGUUCCAAUUGGUGCAGAGAAGCAUUCGCAAAAAACAAGUUCCAGUUCAUAUUACUGGAGGAAAGGAGAAAGUUGGUCUGAAUGCUCAGCGAUUUGUCAAGGUCAACAGGUGCAAUCACUCAUUUGCACUGAUAGAACAACUGGUCGUGACGCUCCCAAUGAGUAUUGUACGUCUAGGCCACCUGCUGUACAGUCAAGAAUUUGUAAUUUGGACUGUGUGAUUAAAUGGCGCUCAGUUGGUAUUGGACCAUGCUCCGUUACCUGUGGCCAUGGCGAAAUGCGUCAGAGAAGUGAGUGUAUCCGGCAGUUUAAUGACGGCAGAGAAGAGGCCGUUCCAGAAAAAGAAUGUCGCAAUCUUCAGAAGCCAAGUGACCGAAAAGCCUGUUACCAGGAUUGCGCUGGCAGGAAAUGGGCUUAUUCUGAGUGGAGUACGUGCUCUGAAACGUGUGGAAAUAGUGGAAUAAUGCAGCGACGGGCGAUUUGUGUUGACCAGAACAGUAGACCGAUUGAUGAAAAGUUGUGUGAACGAGCAGCUAGAGAAAUUACAGAAAAAGAAUGCAACAGAAUACCAUGCCCCAAAUGGGUAUAUUCCGCUUGGUCUGAAUGCUCACGCUCAUGCGACGGUGGUGUUAGAGUUAGACACGCUUCAUGUCAAGAUGCAGCUGGCCGGGAAAUAAGUGCAGUACUGUGCAACAUUAAUGAGAAGCAUGACAGAGAAUCUUGCAAUGAACAUUUGUGUACGCAGUGGCAAUUCGGCCCAUGGUCAACUUGUUCAGUCACAUGUGGUGACGGCGUUCAAGUGCGAGAUGCUGUAUGCGUUGAUCGUGACGGAAGACAUUUAGAUUCAGGGCGGUGCAAUUCGCAACAUCGGCAUGUUUUGAAACAGUGUCAUCUAUCCACUUGUCCGAGAUGGCGGUUAGGUGGAUGGAGUUCUUGUUCUGUAAGCUGUGGUGAUGGCUGGAAAACUAGGCGUGUUGCUUGCGUUGAUGCCAGCGGAAACGAAAUAACGAAUGAACAGUGUUUGGGGAAAGGGGAAACGCGACCUUUGAGUCAUGAAAAAUGUAACCUAGGCUCUUGCGCAUUCUGGAGGGUCUCUGACUGGUCACAAUGUUCUGUUUCCUGUGGCGUUGGCGUUCGUACUCGGAGGGCUGAAUGUGUACAUAAUGAUAAAAUUGCUGACCGUCAGUUAUGCGUUGAGGCGAAAAAGCCAAAAACUGAAGAGGCUUGCCAUUUGUACGCUUGUGCUCACUGGGAGUCUUCGAGUUGGACCUCCUGUUCGGUGACAUGCGGACGCGGCACACAAACUCGUAUAGUGCAGUGCGUCAAUAACGGAGGGACCAAAUCUAAUUCUCCUGUUCUUACAAAACAAUGUGAUUCUAAGACUCGUCCGGCAUCUGAAAGGGUUUGUCAGCUGGAACCUUGUCAAAGUUAUUACAGUAGAAAAGGAACGUAUCGUGAGCCGUCCAGAAUUCGAUGGGAAGCUGGCAGAUGGUCGGAAUGUUCUAAAAGUUGCGGUAGCGGUACUCAGAGACGUCUUGUAAGGUGUAGGUAUGACAAUCGCGAGGUCAGCGAUGAAUACUGUAAAAAUAUGUCGCGUCCAGCAAGUAUGCAAAAUUGCCAGAAUAAACCCUGCGCAGAGUGUGUUCGGCGACGUGCGGAUCUGACGUUGUUACAGAGAGGCUUGUAG
Messenger RNA from Enterobius vermicularis (human pinworm), 4305 nucleotides. The record is from the annotation of a GenBank genome assembly. NCBI's taxonomy places the organism in Eukaryota, Metazoa, Nematoda, Chromadorea, Rhabditida, Oxyuridae.